AUGGAGAUGCUCCAGGGGCUGCUGCUGGGACUGCUGCUGAGUGUGAGUGGGGUGUGGGCCUCCAGGGGCCUGCUGCGGCCCCUCUGCCGAUCCAUCAAUGCCACCUUGGCCACCGAGAACGAGGCCUGCCCAGUGUGUGUCACCUUCACCACCAGCAUCUGUGCCGGCUACUGCCCCAGCAUGAUGCGGGUGCUGCUGACAGCCCUGCCACCUGAGCCUCAGCCAGUGUGCACCUACCACGAGCUGCGCUUCGCCUCCAUCCAGCUCCCCAGCUGUCCGCCCAGUGUAGACCCUGUGGUCUCCUUCCCUGUGGCACUCAGCUGCCACUGUGGGCCCUGUUGCCUCAGCAGCUCUGACUGUGGGGGGCCCAGGGCCCAGCCCUUGGCCUGUGACCUCCCCCACCUCCCAGGUGUCCUCUUCCUCUAA
Molecule: messenger RNA, 426 nt
Organism: Heterocephalus glaber (naked mole-rat)
Lineage: Eukaryota; Metazoa; Chordata; Mammalia; Rodentia; Bathyergidae
Product: lutropin subunit beta
Biological process (GO): G protein-coupled receptor signaling pathway
Cellular component (GO): cytoplasm; extracellular region
Molecular function (GO): hormone activity
Source: RefSeq, a predicted model, not a curated record